This is a messenger RNA of Botrytis cinerea B05.10, 1527 nucleotides long. RefSeq lists its product as hypothetical. The record is from RefSeq and is a predicted model, not a curated record. Lineage: Eukaryota; Fungi; Ascomycota; Leotiomycetes; Helotiales; Sclerotiniaceae. The coding region runs from base 171 to 1097 and encodes 308 amino acids. The transcript has 4 exons.
GGUCAGGUAAGCAAGCACAUAAGCACAUAGAAGCCUGUAGAAGCGGAACAAUAUCCGUAUAACAGAGACAUUGCGCCUUAUCAAGAAUCGAUAUACAUAUCUCGAAAGAAUAUUCUGCACAUUCACAAGAACUGUAAUAAGCACCUCGCUCUAUCUUGCCCCUUUUUACAAUGGUCGCACAAGCAAACAAGAUCGCAAUCAUAGGCCACCGAGGUUGGGCGGCCGGGCCCAUCGUCGAAGCUUUGGCAACUGCAUCGGGGCAGCCUAUCCGUAUUCUGCAUCGAGCCGGCGCAACCGUCGGAAAUGUGCCAAAGAAUGUCGAGUUAGCAGCAUAUUCUUGGGACCAAAGAUCAAGUCUUGAAACAGCUUUGAGGGGUGUUGAUAUUCUUAUUUCUCUCAUCGGCCAUGAUGGGCUUCAUAUGCAACAGAAGCUGAUCCAGCCCAUGAAAGCUGCGGCUGUGAAACUAUUCGCGCCGUCAGAUCUCGCUCUGCCAUACACAGAAGAAGAGAGUGCAGCCGUUGCUAUCCCGAGAGAGAAAAAGAAACUAGAGCAAGCGCUUCAUGACGCCGGCAUACCUGCCGUUACUGUUGUGAUUGGAAACUUCACGGCUUUCGCAUUACAAUCACCUUAUGUAGGCAUCGACAUACCUCAAAAUCGAAUUGUGUUCACCGGGAAUAGUAAGACACAGCCCGUCUACCUCUGUUCUCGAAAGUAUGUCGCUGCCGCUUACGUCUCUAUUUUCGUCCAUAACUCGCCUUCCAGCUUGAGUGGCCGUACAAUAGGAUUGAAUGAGCUGCAUCCUACAGGUAUGGAGAUAGCUGCCGCGAUGGAGGAACGUGCUGGACGACCUCCCCAGACUGCGGAGGAAAGCAUUGAGAACAUGAGAUUGCAGGCCUUGGAGGGAAAUUUGGCGGCCCUGGUUCGGAAGAAAAUGGGUGACGGCACACAUGGUGUGGGGUCUGAUAUCUGGGAUGUGGCCGGGUAUCCGAAGGCUACUAUCAGAGAGUUGAUUGUGGAUGGCAAAUUGGACGAGGAGCAGUCCUAUAUUCAGCCGAGCGAAGACACUCUGCAUCACCUGGACAAAUACUUCGCUUAGGCCGACAGGUCGAAACGUGUCUGCUUGAUUGUGGUUUCCCAUGGUGUUUCCCACAUCUUCUGUACGGACGACGCAGGGAGCUUUGGAUUUCAAAUGUUUUAAAGCCACUUUCAUUUCCAUUUUCCUUGAACCAAUACCCAGAAACUCUGUGGCCAAACGAAGUAGAGCAAUCUGCCGUAUAUAUCGAUAACCGUCGUACAAGAGGCUCUACCAGCUUACGGAUGUUUCACGUAUCUAGCUCUGUACGAAGAGAUUCUUUCAAGCAAAAUUGGCAAAGAAUGUCUGUCCAUGGUUCGCUAAGUUCUAAGUACAAUUGUAUCCUCGUUUUUGAAACUCAAAGAUUAGAUCACGCUGAAUCCGUUCAAUGUUUACAAACUCUGUGAGCUGCAUGUAAUAUCACCCUAUAAUAGCAAAGUUAAUAUUUCCGACA